This is a messenger RNA of Puccinia graminis f. sp. tritici CRL 75-36-700-3, 1134 nucleotides long. RefSeq lists its product as uncharacterized. The transcript is spliced from 2 exons. Bases 1 to 1134 code for a protein of 377 amino acids. Lineage: Eukaryota; Fungi; Basidiomycota; Pucciniomycetes; Pucciniales; Pucciniaceae. The record is from RefSeq and is a predicted model, not a curated record.
AUGUCUGCUCAUCAAGCCAACACCGCCCGCAUCAGCCGCCUAGAGGAACUUAUACUGGCGAUGAAUAUUAAGAACAAGGCGGAUGCUCAACCGGUACAGACAAGUCCAGGUCGGGUUGACCUACAGAAGUUUUGCACAUCGGACGGCCCGAUCUACCGCGGACUGUUUCAGGUGGUCGAGCCGUUCUUACGCUGGAUCCACCGUGUACAGAUCUUUUUCGACACUAAAGACGUCAAUAAUUCGGCCGACAGAAUCAAGAUCCUCGGUAAUCUCAUUGCGGAGACCAACCUCCAGUCCUUCUACGCCAACGAGGCAUCUGGGUUCCUGACCAAAUCCUGGAACGACUUCAAAACUCGGAUGUUCAAUUUUGCCCUCCCCACAAACUGGCGCUCAGGUUUACAACGACAGAUCCGCAAACUCAAAAUGUCGCAGGCUGAAACCUUCCUAGACUUUGACGCCAACGAGACCUCCAAGCUUGGCAACCUGCAGCUGGCCCAAUUCCUGGUCUAUGGCCUACCGGACGCCCUUCAAGACCGGAUUAACAAACGCCAGCUAUUAGAGGUGGUCCCGUUUGAGAAACAAGCAAACUCUUCCUUCCUAGCGUUACAUUGCACCACUGAAACGCCUGCACCGGUGAGGACCACACCAAGCGCACCAUCUACCCUCGCCCGCGACGAGUUUGUCUGGCGAGUACACUCAUACCUCAACUCGCAAGGCCUUUGCCACUUCUGCAAGAAGCACUGCGGCAGUGCAAACGGCUCCUGCCCCGGACCAAUCAAUCGGUCGCGCAUUGACAUCCCAUCGUCCUUCAUAACCCCGACUAAACCGCCGGACUAUGUUGCCCCGCGCGCCUGGGGUAAGCCGGCUGCCGCGCCAGGAAAGUCCACGCAAGCUCCGGCAGGGCGUCCUUCAACCCGCGCUGCAAGUGUUGCAGGCAUUACGGACACAACACCUCUUGAGGCCCAAGUCUCUGCGCUGACACUUGAUGCAGCUAUGCGAGAGGACGGGCGCUGGGACACCUACUUCGAUGAUGAGGGAUGCUUCCCCAGUCUGGAAUGGGAGGGGACAGGACCGACAGGGGAUGUCGCCAAUGUCCAAGCACGCGAGUGCCUGGAGGCAGCCCGGACUGGAUAG